AUGACGUCCGUCGGGGCGGUUUCCGACCUCUCGAUCUGCGACAUUUCGGUUGCCUCGGCUGACCCCAACACGGAUCAACUCACUUUGCACAAUGUGCAACAAGAGUUGGCCAAGAACCUGGCCGCCAUGAUGCAAGGCAUCCAAGCCGUGGCAAACAGCCACAAAGAGGACCACGCCAACCUCAAGCAGCGUGUGGUAAACCUAAACAAGACGGUGAAGAAACAGACGCGCGCAAACAAUGAUCUCAAGCGCAAGUUUGUUGGCUUGCAAGAGAAGAUGACAGACGCCGUCUCUUCCACGGUCGCAGAGGCUUUGAGGCUUCAUUGCCUUGACGUGAGCAAUCUGGAGACGCGAGUCAGCAGCCUCGCCGCCACCACUGCCCCCACCAUUGCUGCCGCCACCACCACCACAGCAGAGGAGGUGAAUCUUCCUCGAGAUCGCCUCACCACCGCAGAGCAGACUGCGGCAGAGGUCCCUGCGCUCCGUGAGCGCAUCGCCGAGCUCGAAGCUGGGCAAGCAGCCACCGAGGCACAGCGCGCUACGGAAUCGGCAAUUCUGCACGCUGUCGUGGCUCGUCUCGACGCGCUGAGUGGAGAGCACGCUGCGCUUGUCGAGCGCGUGGUCGAGCUCGAGCAACAGCAGAGCUCCGAUCAUAGCGUGAUCGAAUCCGACCACUCAGAGAUCGCCUCUCUCCAGGUCCAGGUUGAGGAUCUGACGGUGAAGACCGAAGAGGCCUCUACCAUCGGAGCAAUGGUCACUGGGGUAGAGGACGACUGUGCACAGCUCGAGGCCCGCACGAAAGAUCUCGAGGCCAACUGCCUUCGUCGCGUGCAGAAGCGCAGCUGGAUGUGGGCUGCCGUCUGCGGUGUAGUCGUUUUUGCAUCGCUAGCCACACUGGCAUACGUGGACGCCCAGGAGCCAACGUUCUCUAGCUGGCUCCAAGCAUUUGACGAGAUGCCUGAGCACCUCAUCAGGCUCUGGAAAGGUGCCCCUUUGCCUCCCCCCAGUGCCAUAGACCUUAUUAAGGCAGCGGUCCUCCGUCUCUUUGGUGCUGAGCCAGCCCCACUGUUGCCCACCACCUUCUCGGCGCUCGGUCAAGCCUUGCUUGCCCGUAGCACUCGCUUCUUUUCAAGCUGGCAGAUCGGCUUACGUUUCCAUAUCGGCAACAACGAGCAGAUUGCGCUUGCAGGCAACACCAUCAAGACUCACUGGAUGGACUUGAUCGCUACCGUUUGCCCAUUCACCGCUUUCCAUAUCGGCAACAACGAGCAGAUCGCGCUUGCAGGCAACACCAUCAAGACUCACUGGAUGAGCUUGAUCGCUAUCGUCCGCCCAUUCACCGCUCUCCUGAAUGCUCACUGGAUGAGCUUCGGGCUUUGGCUCCAUCGCCACGUCUAA
Molecule: messenger RNA, 1398 nt
Organism: Ceraceosorus guamensis
Lineage: Eukaryota; Fungi; Basidiomycota; Exobasidiomycetes; Ceraceosorales; Ceraceosoraceae
Exons: 1
Coding region: 1-1398 (465 amino acids)
Source: RefSeq, a predicted model, not a curated record